CCACCACUUUCGAGACACUGUUUUUUUGAACUCGGAGCACACAUCGUCGGCAGCGUCCGCAUCCGCAUCGCAGUUAUUUUUUUCCUGUGUGCGAUUCUCGUUCUCCUUUCCAAACACAAACCGAACGCAAAGCCAGCCCAGGAUCACCGAGAACAAGAAGAGUGUGUGUGCGAGAACAAUGUGCGAAAAGUGGGCGACGCGAGCGGCGUGGUCGACGUCGACGGAGAGCGGAUAGUGGAUGGUGGAACGAUUGCGAACGGACGCAGACCGAAACAAAAGUGAAAACGUGCAAAAAAAAAAAAAGAUAUACAACAACAACAAACGCAAAAGCGAGUAGCGAAUACAAAGCGACAAAAUGUGCGACGCUGCGGCGGCAGCAGCAACAACUGUGGAGGCCACAGCGACGCCUGGAACGGGAACAGGAACGCCUGUGGGAGCCACAACGGUUACGGGAACGGGAGCUGGAACCACUUCCCCAGAAGUUUCCAACGCCACACCAACAACGACAACGGCAAAAGCGGAACGGUCGGCGCGACAAAACUGCUGUCGCCUGUGCAUUGCCCCACAAUCGGAGUGCAUCUCGAUCAUCAAUAGCUAUGCGGCGGACAAGGAGCCGCUUUCCACCAAGAUCCACAACUGCGUCAGCAUCAAGAUUACACCCCAGGAUCGGCUGUCGCUGCAGAUUUGCCACGCCUGCAUCAGCUACCUGAACUCGUGGCAGAGCUUCAAGAACCGCUGCGUCAGCUCGCAGACGAAGCAGCGCCAGUGGCUGGAGGCCAACAAGAGCAAGCUCUUCAACUACCUGGACCUGAACAGUGCGGAGAAUGGAGGCGGAGGCGGGGGAGGCGGUGGCGGUGGCUCCUUCGAUCACCAGCAGCAGCAUCAUCAUCAUCAGCUCCACCAGCAACCGCAAUCGGAGAAUGAGCUCGAAUCGGAGAAGGCGACGCCAGCGGUCACAGCGACGGCCGCCAACAUUUUGGAUGGCAUACACUCGCUGAAGAAACGCAAAUCCCUAACAGUCUAUGUGAGUCCUAAACCGCAGCAGCUGCCACAGCAUCAAUUGCAGCAGUUGCAGCUGCAACCACCGGCCAGAAUGACGGCGACAACCGGCAGCAACGCGCAGCAAUCGCUGCAGACCCUUCUCUUGCAGGUGCCACCAGCAUCGGCGGCCAGUUGCUCCUCCACAUCCACAUCCACCACAUCCGCAUCCCAGCAGCGGGAACAUCAGCAUCAGCAUCAACAGCAGCAGCAUCAUCAGCAGCAGCAGCAUCAUCAUCAGCCACGGCAGCAAUCUCACCAAUUUCGCAGAUACCAUCAUCAUCACCAGCAACAACAGCAGCAACAACAACAACAGCAACAGCAGCAACGUCCGCAGCGCGGCGGCAAGCAGGUGUUGCCACAUCAUCAACAUCAUCAGCAACAGCAUAGUAGACGCCAGCGGCAGUUUCGUCCACAACGUCCGAUUCCGGUGGCAAAUCCGGCUCCACCGAUUCGCAAAUUCAAGCCGAAGGUGUACUUGCCACUGGACAUUGCAGUGCCGCCGCUGCCACCUUUGCCACCAUUGGGAGCCAGUGUUGCUCCGUCUGCUGCUUCGAGUGUUGCUGCUUCUACUUCUACUGCAGCUGCUGCUGCUGCGGCUGCUGCUACUGCUACUGCUGGUGCUCAUGAACUGCUGCCCGGGAUGGCGGGUGUGGGCUUGGGCGUGGGAGGCGGAAUGGAGAGCUUGUCGCUGGCGCUGCCGCUGGAUUUCAGCCAAGGCUGCAGCACCAGCAGUACCGGUCACGUCCAACAACAGCAGGCUGGCGGCGUCGGUGGCGGUGGUAAUGGUGGUCUGGCCACCACAAUUUCGUCCAAUCCGCCGGGCAACGUCGAUUCCGUGACGGCCUCUGUCUCAGCAGCAUCUGCAUCCGCAUCUGCAACCGCAUCCGUGUCCACGGCUCCGCUGCUUAUGCCGCCACUGCCUGCGAUUCCCAUCAAAGAUGAGCCUAUUGACACGGACGACGACUACCAGAUGAAGUCGAUAGACGAGUCCGAUGACAUGGUCGAUCCCACAAUGUUCCUAGAGCGUUCCGAGCACGAGGGCGAUGUCCCAUUGACGGCUUCGGACUACGACUACACGGGCCAGCACGGCGGCAACGGCUCCUCGGUGGCUGCUUCGCUGCCGGCGAACGCGGUGGCCAAUGUGGCGGCCGCCGGGGACUCCAAGGUGGCCAGCUGCCGGGCCUGCAGCCUGCAGUUCUCCACGCGGGCCAACGCCCGCCGUCACGAGCGCAACCUGCACCCGAACCUGUUCCAGCUGUCGACCGACUCGCCCCACAACACGCCCAUCACGAAGCCAACGCCCGCCCUGGCCGCCGCCCUCGAGAUCCAACGGGCGGCGGCUGCGGCCGCCACCGCCGAGGCGAACCGAGCAGUGGGAGCGGCGGGCGGCAACAUCUCGACGCAGAAGUACCGCCAGGUGGUGAUGAACGCGUUCAGCAAGUGCGAGGGCGGCGGCUACGACUACGACAAUCCCGAACAGUAUCGGUCGCUGCUCACCCGCGACAAGGUGGAGUUCAUCGAGCAGAACGACGAGUUCCUCGAGCAGUACCAAACGAUGACCUGCCGCUGCUGCAGCAAGUACUUCAGCACGUACAAGAACUUCAUGGCGCACGUGCGCAAGAAGUAUCCGCUGCUGCCGCGCAACCUGUGCUUCAACUGCCUCAAGAUGAACGACUCCAAGGCGCUGUUCAUCUCGCAUCUGAAGAAGCGCAACUGCAUAAAUCUCUUCAGGGUCCUCAAUGCUCUCCGCGGCAAGACGACAUCGGUUGCCCCAGUUGUGGGUGCCAUGUCCUCCUCCCUCACGGAGGACAUGGCAGUCGAUGGAGCCGGUGUUUCUGUGGCCGACGCAACCGGUGCCGAUGUGACGGCCAUGACCAGUCCCACGGUGACCAUCGGCGGCGGCGGCGCCGGAGAAGUGGUCACACCCGGCGGCGGAUCCGAGCGACCGGAGAAGCUGCGCGCCAAGGAGCUGCUGGUGAACAAGCUGUACGAGUGCAAGCUCUGCCCGAAGGGGUUCCGCACCAAGCACGAGUUCCGGACGCACGUCUACGACAAGCACGCGGAUGUGCAGCGCAAGGACAACAACUCGAUUCAGUGCAGCUUCUGCGGGCUGGACAUCCCCGAGCCGGUGGAUCGGCGGCGGCACUACAACAACAUGGACUGCAUUGUCCGUUUGCGCUGCAUGACGUGCGACGCCAAGCUGGAGACGCACCAGCGCUUCCUCGACCACGUCUACCAGGACCACCUGGGCGGCGUUGGCGGCGGCGGCGGCGGGGCGAGCAGCGACAAUGCCUCCACCACGGGCAGCGGCAUGGCCAGGAGCAACAGCAUAGAGCACUCGCCCGGCAAGCGGAGUCUCCUGGGAGCGUUGGGCAUUGGCGUUGGCUCCUCGGCGGACGAGUCGCGCAGCAGCAGCGCCGCUCCGCAGAUGUCCUCCACACCAAAGCCGGCGGGCGGAGCCCAGGUGGGUGGCGGCUCUACUUCAGCAACUGCGGCUGCUGCAGCUCAGAGCUCGGCCAAUCGGGAUGCGGCCGCACCCAAGUCGCAGUACUUCUCGCGGAUGCCGCAGGUGUGUCCGAUUUGCGGCCAGCAGUACAACAACUACAACAACGUGCUGCGCCACAUGGAGUCGAAGCAUCCGAACAAGCUGCCCGAGACCUACAAGUGCGUGCGAUGCGGCCUGGGCUAUCCACGGAUCUCCUACCUGCGCGAGCACAUGAUCAACGUGCACGGCGUCGACAAGAACCGCCAUUCCGGCGGCUUCGAGUACAUCGUGAACGCGGACGCCGUCAAGUUGGCCGAUGGGAGCACCCCGAACGUCUACACUGGUCGCUUCGACUACGUGAUGAAGGACCUGAUGUCGAUAACAAAUGGUGGGACACUCGACGACGAGGAGGACGAGCCGAGCAGCGUGGCGAAGAAGAUGCGCCUGGACGACAGCAGCAACAACAGCAGCCUGGUGGGCGUGGCCAGCCAGCAGAAGGAGUGUCCCAUCUGCAAUGCGGUGUUCAGCAACAACAUCGGCCUGUCCAAUCACAUGCGCUCCCACUACACAACCUCGAAUGCGGUGACUGCUGCUCUGGCGGCUGCCAAUCGAAUGACGCCGAAGUCGCUGACAAUUACCGCAACGCCGGCGACGGAUUCGGAAACGGGUCUCAUGGCAUCGUCAACGGCGGCGGGAUCGGUUUCGGCUCCGGCCACACCGGCCAAUGUGCCGCCGGCGAUGGCCAAUCAAACGCCGCAGGAGCAGGCCGUCUUUCGGCGCAGUCUCGACCAGGCGGCCGAUCGCCGCUUCCGGCGAAUGCGGUGCCGCAUCUGCCAGCGACGCUUCAGCUCGAAGAAGUCCUAUCGCUACCACAUGCUCACCGACCACCAGGUGCAGAACGUGCAGUUCAUCAAGUGCAAGCUGUGCAACGCCGAGUUCGCCUACGAGAAGGGUCUGAAGGUGCAUCUGUUCAAGGUGCACGGGCGGGCGAUCAAGGACGAGAUGAUCAUCAAGCAGUUCGAGUGCGAGGUCUGCUCGAUUGUCUACAGUUCGGAAAUGGAGCUGCAGCAGCACAAGCGCAGUGUCCACAAGCUGGCCGGGGCAUCCACGUCGGCGUCCACGUCCGCCAAGAUCGACGAUGAUUCACUGAUGGACGAGAGAAAGCCAACGGCAGCGGAUCUCGCCGAUCUUGCAGCAUCCACGGCAUCCGCUUCGGCGGGCCAAGGAUUGGGAACUCCGCUGUACUGGUACCAGUGCAAGUACUGCCCCUCCAACUUCAACACCAACAAGAAGCUGGCCAUCCACAUCAACUCCCACGACGAGUUCGACUCGAACGAUUACUCCUGCAAAGACUGCGGCAACGUGUACAGCGGCCGCAAGAGCCUAUGGGUGCACCGCUACAAGAAGCAUCCGCAGGUGCCCGAUCCGGCCGAGUGCUCGAUGUGCCGCAAGGUCUUCUUCGAUCGGCAGAUGCACGACAACCACACGCCCACCUGCAACCGCAAGCCGAUCACCUCGACGGGAGCCCAUCAGCAGCAGGAUGGGCAGCAGUCGUCGCUUCAGCCGGCCAGACGCACCGUUUUCCGGCACAAGACCGGCGAUGACGAGGACGACGAGGAGGACGAGGACCAGCACCAGCACCAGCAGAUGCUCGAGGACAGGGCCAACUGCGACGGCAAUGGAGCCGCGGCAUCGGGAAGCGCCGUUUCGGUGGUCACGCCAUCGCUGAAGAUCCGCAUUCCGGAGGUGGCGUGCACCAUUUGCGGGGCCCGCUUCACCGACCAGGAGCACUUCAGCAAGCACAUCCAGAAGCACGAGCAGGAGCUGUACGUGGACAAUCCACUGGCGGCGAUGUUCGACGACGGCCCGGCGGACGCCGGGCAAUUCCAGGUGGAGCGGCAGAACGAGAACGGGGAGUACGCGUGCGAUUUGUGCGCCAAGACGUUCCCCCAGGUGAUCGCACUCAAGGUGCAUCGCAAGUGGCAUUUCAGAGGUGAUAGCAAGCAGAAUCCCAUCGACGGCGAAGCGACACAGUUGACCAACAACAAUCACACCACCAGCAACAACAACAACAACAACAACUCGAUGCUGCACCUCCGCGAGCUGCAUGCGGUGGGUCUGAUGCCCAACCAGCAGCAGCAGCAGCAGAGCCUGCUCAACAACUCGUGCAACAGCAGCCUGAACCACAACAACAACAGCAGCAGCAGCAGCCGCAGCAAGUCGAUGAAGCGGAAGCGUGAGCUGAAGUGCGAGUACUGCGCCUCCACCUUCAUCAGCAACAACAACCUGCGCCGGCACAUGUACGAGCUGCACAAGCACGAGGUGAGCACCCUGCCGGAGCCGCCGGUGAUCGUGGUGGACGACCACCUGACCUGCCGACGCUGUCAGCUGAAGUUCGAGACGAAGGAGCUGUGGAUCGAGCACAAGCUGGCCGACGCGAAGGUGGUGCGCCCCUUCUGCCCCUUCCAAUGGGGCUGCGAUCUGUGCGGGGAGUAUCUGUCGCGCAAGGAGAAGCUGAUGAACCACAUCAACAACCAUCUCAAGGAGGAGGUCAUCGUGCCGGUGGCCACCAAGGAGGCCAUCGAACGGACGGCGGCAAUGGAAGCGGCGGCGGCGACAGCGGAUGCAACGGCAGCAGCAGCAGCAGGAUCCCCCAAAACAUUGGGUGAAGCAGUGAAAACCGAAGAUCAAUUACUGGACGAGGGUCAGGUGGCAGCAGCAACAUCUACAGCUGCGAAGGAGGAGGAGGACAGCGAUGAACUGGACGACGACAGCUCCGGCGAAGAGGAGGAGAGUUCGGGAACGGGCGAUGAUGAGGACGACGACACCGACGACGAUGAUGGCGAGGGCGAAGAUGAGGACGAGGAGGGCGACGGCGGCGAGGGCGAGGACGAGGAGGGAGUCCAGCCGCCGGGUCAACUGUUGCCACAGAAGCAACUCGAUGCGAAUCUCGGCCAGGACGACGAUGAUCUGGUCGAGGAGGUAAUCAGCUCGGACGACGACGAAGAUGAUGAUGGCGAGGUGGAGAGCGACGACGACGACGAGGAUGAUGAUGAGGAUGACGACGAGGACGUGGAUGUUGAGCCCGGUGCAAUGGAACUGCCCGUUCGACCGCUAAUGAAUGGCAAGUCCAAGAUGCCGCCACUUAUAGUCGCGAGCUCCGAUGACGAGGACGACGGUGUGAUGCCCAUCGAGGACAUCAUUGAGGAGGAGUUCGAUGAGGAUGGCGAUCCGGAUCCCGAUCACGAUCCAGAUCAGGAUCCGGAUCAGGAUGUAGAGGAUGCCAUCGAGGAGGUGGAUGACGAUGAUUUAGAAGAUGAGGGGGAUGUGGAGGACGAGCCGAAUGUGGUGUCGACGGCCUCCUCGUCGGAGAGCGAGUCCACCACAACGACCACGUCCAACUCGCGUUCCCAUUCGCAUUCGCAUUCGCAUUCCACGGGUGAGCGGCGUAAGCGGGCCGACGAUCAAUUGAAUGAUCCCGGCUUUACCUGUGUCCUAUGUCAACUUUGUUUCGAUUCUCAGGAGCUUCUCCAGAGCCACAUCAAAAGCCAUAUCCUCAAUGGGCCAAAGCUCAACAGCUCGGCAGCAGCAGCAGCACAGCCACCAGCGGCUGCAGCAGCAAGCGGCAGCAGCAACAGCAGCAGCAGCACGGCCGCGUUAGCAACGGCAGCAAAGACGAAGCCUGACUCCAAGUCGGCGGCGGCGGUGCUGGCCAACAACAAUAAUAACAACAGCAAGGGCAAGACUGUUGCUGCAACAGCUGCCGCCAACUGAAUUGAGGAGUAAUCAUCCACAGCCACACAUGUCACCACCAAGAACACCUCCUCACCAUCCAAAUCCAAACUCACUUGAAAUGUACAAAGCCAGUCCACUGAUCAUCGCCAUCAUUAGCAUCAUCUCACCACGAUCAUUCAGAACAAUGAAACAACAUAAGAGAAACACGAGCGAGAACAUGAACACCAGCAACGCAUUCCAUCAACAGAUCAGCCACGUUUAUGUAUAGCACAAGAUGCGUGUGAGUGCGUGUGUGUUAUAUGAACCAUUUUUUUUCUUGCUUCUAGUCUUAAGAACUUAACUAACGUAUAUGUACAUCAUAUAUAUAGUAUAUAUAUGCGUAUAUAUUGUAUAAGGAUAUAUAUUUUUUUUUUAAAUGUUAACAUAGUUUGUACCGCGCACACACUCACACACAAAGAGAAAACAGGGGAUCCAUAUGCACCCUCUUACGGUUAAGUUUCGCUUAGAAAAACUAUAUAUAUAAUGCAUACAUUGAUAUAGUAGGCUUAAGCAUAUAGCAACGUACGUCUUUAUAUAUAUUACACAUUACACAUCAAUUAUCAAGCAAACAGUUUACGACGCACCAAAGCAAGCGACAGAAAACGCAAGGGAAACCGCUCAGUUAGAGUUAGUAAAACCAUCAGGAUUUUCAAAGUAUUUCACACAACAUGCAAGACACUCUCAAAGACACACACAAAGCGCCAGAUGUUUAGACUUUUCCUUUUCGUAUAAGCUUAUUGGCUCGACCCGCCAACGUUUUUGUCGUUUUUUAGGUUUCACUCCUCGAACACGACUUUAGGUACAACUUCUGAUGAUUUGUUGGGAUCUAUUUCUAAUGCACAUUUUUUACCCAAAAUUUUUAAGGCGGUUCAAAAUGUUUAUUAUUUUGAACCGUUCACAGUUCUGCAAUAUGAACUCGGAAGCAGAAUUUGAAUUACAUUUUUUUUUUUUUCAACUUUUUAGUUCAGUAAUGACAAACAAGAAGAUCGUAACAUUAUUAUUCAAAGUAAGACAUUGAAAGCAUGCUUAACUUUAAAGUGGUGCAAACGAAUUUGUUUUUAUUCAUGCAUAUUUAAUAAUAAUACUCUACAUAUUGACAAAUAUUUUCUGCGAAGAAGUACAUCUUACUAAUCAUCUUUUGCUUGCGACCCAACGAUUUUUGAACUUGAAGUUACGACCUUUGUUCGUUGUUUCCGAUAUGAACUGGAAUACCCAUGAUGGCACCGUAAACGUCUCUCUACAUUUAAACCCAAUUUGAAGGCCAAGGUCAAUAAUGGAUCCAUACUUAGACACGUAUUUACAUAGAUUGAGAUUCAUUCAUAUAGCUAAUAUAACGAUUCACACAUAAUCUGUACAUUACUUAUAUUUCACACUCUUACACCCACACGCAUGCGCACACAACCGACAUAUAUAGACACAACUGAUAACGGCGGCAUUAUAUGUAAAACUAGCCUAAGCAAACAAAAUGUAACUGGAAAUGUAGUCUAAAACGUACAAAAUAAAUUAAAACAAAUGCAGAAUCAUAUAAGCAAACUUUUGUCCCUCACGCGUUGAAGAAUCGAAAAGAAAAAUAAUAAAAGAAAUAUAAACCUAAAAAUA
Drosophila ficusphila is the source of this 8899-nucleotide messenger RNA. Its product is annotated as zinc finger protein hangover. Bases 356 to 7300 code for a protein of 2314 amino acids. The record is from RefSeq and is a predicted model, not a curated record. Lineage: Eukaryota; Metazoa; Arthropoda; Insecta; Diptera; Drosophilidae. Gene Ontology annotation, biological process: regulation of transcription by RNA polymerase II. Gene Ontology annotation, cellular component: nucleus. Gene Ontology annotation, molecular function: DNA-binding transcription factor activity, RNA polymerase II-specific; sequence-specific DNA binding; zinc ion binding. The transcript is spliced from 7 exons.